AUGUCAAAGCUACCUGUUAUUAUGGAAGAAGACGAGGAUUCGCUGUGUGUGCAAAAGUCUUUAAAUGACUGUUAUAACCGGAUUCAAUUGCUAUGGGAUGAUGCCCUUUUCUUAGAAAAUCUUCUCUCACCAGCGAAGCCAAAACAUAACUUGAAGCGAUCUGCUGAUUGUAUUAUGGACCAACCUCAGUAUCAUUUUUCAUAUCUUCGGUCCUUCGGUCAUCUCAGUGACAGUGCCUUUGCCUAUCAUCAUAAAAGCCAACUCUCAGAUACUCGGCCUUACCAACUCUACAGACAAUUCUCUUCCUUUUCUUCCAGCCAUACGAACCGAAUGAUUUCUUAUUUGCAAAUUCGAUUACGAGUUGUUCGAGAGACAUUUGCAUCCACGUUCAACACUUCUCUCUCACAAGAACAGCAAACUCUUGCCUCGAAAGUUCUAGAGCAGAUUUCUCAGGUAAGCGCAUGCAUUUCUAGAAUUUGGAGGCUUUUUCUGAGUCGAACUGAGGACUCUGAUGCGGGUCUGUUUGAGAGUGGCGAGGAAAGCGAUUACACAGUGUUUUCAAAAGCAAAGAGUGAAGGAAGUGGAGGAGAAUCUGAAAGUGGGAGAGAAGAGUGGGUUUCUUUAGUGCAUAAUUCGUGUUGUUUUUCAGCGUCCUGCAGAAUGUAUUAGUUGCUUUUGCAUAUUUGGCUUUUGGUUUUUGGUUUUCUAUGCUUGGCAUUGCGUUGCUAUAUCUGUAUGAAUGUAUUGCUGAAUAACUGUUAUUGAUUUCUCUAUUUUCUAU
Messenger RNA from Blastocystis hominis, 781 nucleotides. RefSeq lists its product as hypothetical. The transcript has 2 exons. The record is from RefSeq and is a predicted model, not a curated record. The coding region runs from base 1 to 669 and encodes 222 amino acids. NCBI's taxonomy places the organism in Eukaryota, Bigyra, Opalinata, Blastocystidae.